GGAAGGGUUUUAGGCAAAAUUACUUUGGUGACACAAUAAACCCUAGAAUUCAUUUCAAUUCAAAUAUUAAAAAUUAGGAUGUAAAAAAAAUGGCAGCAAUCAGCAGCAGCAGGCGUAGUAUAAUUUUAUUCAAAUCAUUAACUUCUAAUAAUCCAUCAUCAAAUUAUUAUUAUAAUAAUAAAAAAUGGAUAUCAACAACAAUUCAUUUAAAUCAAUCAUGGAUGAACAAAAUCAAAGGUGCCGGCGAUAAGAUCAAAGGCGUUUUCACCGGUCAAACAUCGUCACCGUCUUCCUCUAGCAAUGACGUCACCUCACAGUCAUUCACUCUUUUCAAGUUUGCGGAUGAGCUAAAAAAGGCACGCAAGUUAGGUACUUUUAAACAGUACAUGGUUGGUCGAAGCAGUGAAGCCACAUUCGCGGAUGCAUUCGAGAAGCAGGAGGCUAUAAUUCGGUUUCUUGGGGGUUUUGAUAACACUGGAGAGAAUAUCCAACCUAGUCAAAAGCAAGAAGCUGCGAAAAAAUUGAAAUGCACUAUAGCGGAUGUUGAAAAUACUUUAGCAAAGUUCACUUGGGCUAAAGAAGCUCAGAGGAAAAUUGAAAAGUUGAAGGAAGAAGGAAAGCCGAUGCCUAAGAGCUUAGGGGAGGUCCAAAAGUUAAUGGGAUCAACACCAAUGGAUGUUGCGCAAUCAAACAUGGCUAAGAGCGGACAAAUAAGCAGAAAUGCACUCUGCCCUUGUGGAUCUAAAAAGCGAUACAAGCGGUGCUGUGGGGCGUAAGGGAUCACGUUUAAGGAUACACGGCCAUGUCUUGAAGCAAAUACCUGAUGGCAGGUUUCAAACUUGAUUGUUUCUGGCAUUCAGGGUUUGCUGGUACGUUCUGGAUCCUUGUAUUUUUCUAUCUGUUGACAAGGAUUAAAAGACAGGGUGAUUACACAUGCGCUAGUCAAGCAGCUGCUUGUUUGAUGGCAAAUGAAGUACAGAUAAUUGCUAUUUAUUUUAAUGAAGUACAGAUAAUUGCUAUUUAUUUUGUGGUGUUUUGAAAUAAUUUAUCUGUGGCAUACACCUAUGGAUCUCGGAGGCUGGCAUGAUACAAUCGAGAUAAUCUAUUUUUGUUUAACAGUUCAAAGAUGAUAUUGAAAUAUAAGCUUUGAAAUUUAACGGUUCUUCCCAA
Molecule: messenger RNA, 1170 nt
Organism: Erigeron canadensis
Lineage: Eukaryota; Viridiplantae; Streptophyta; Magnoliopsida; Asterales; Asteraceae
Product: protein translocase subunit SecA 1
Exons: 5
Coding region: 90-776 (228 amino acids)
Source: RefSeq, a predicted model, not a curated record